AGAAUUUGGGAAACUCUCUCGACUCCGAUGCAUUGCUCGCGUAUAGUGAAGCAAUGCAGAGAUGCAAUUUAUGGUCCUAGAUAACAUGGCGAAUCGGUUGAUGUGACUGAAGCGGGUGGGAAGUAUGUUGCGUAUUCCAAACUACCACCCACUACGGUGCCUAACGUCUAGAGUAGGGAUCUGUUAGAAAAAAAUUAAGUAGAGAAUCCAAGAUUCGCAUUAGUCUAUGUAAUCAUAGACUGAGUAUUAGUAGGUAAAGACUACCUGUAAUUGAUAAUACGUUAGUUAAUACUUCCAUUAAUUUCAUAACAGCUUGGGCCAAUAAAUAUUUGUGCUAGACUGAGUUAAUUUUGACCAUUACUCAAGAAAAAAACAUCCCAAUUAUUCUUGCUCGUUUUCAGUAGUUUUAUGAUAUUGACCCACUGUUUAACCUGCUAUUUAUCUAACCGACCAAAUUAUCGAUUCUUACUUAGUAUUAAUCACCGUGUAAAUAUUCAAUAGGUCUGUGAAUCAUGAAUGCAGAAAAUGCUUUUGCAAUACUCGUAUUUUUCGGGAGCAUAUUGAUGGUGCUUCAAAAUUAUUACUCCUAGGCACUUUCCAACAAAGAGAACCAGAUUCUAAAUAUGAUAAGUUCAAAAGUAAUAUAUAAGGAUCAAAGGUGUGUGUAGUGUAAUCAAAACUCCCUUCUGAGUUUUGACGUUAAACAAUAUUUAUUGGAAAAAUCAUUUGUAUUCAAUUUAGAUUUUAAAAAAACAUUUGUGCGGAAAGUUUAUUUUCAAAAUGGUUGAUCUGCUAUUAUUAUUGCCUGAUCAGAAAAUAUAUCUACCUCCUUCCUUCGUUCAGAAUUGAAGUAUGAAAUCGUUCUAGGGAUCCUAUCCAUUGAUUAUAGCCAAAAUACAAACACACAUUUUCAAAGGAGUGUAACAGUGGUUCUCAAGGUAAUAACAUUCAAGUUCUCUGAACAUAAUGAUUUUCACACCUCAUACAAAUUGACAAGCGUAAUCCCGUGAAGUAGUAAAUACUGUGGUGCUACAUUUUAUCAUUGCCAAAUAAAUGGUAAAUCGAGAAUUGGAAAUAUCGAGGUUGUAUGUUCAUGUUACAGGAUUUUCAAGUAAGACUAGGGUACAUGCUGCAUUUAUAACUAAUUGCCAUGAUUCUGUGUUAACAUUUGAAUUGUCAUUAUGAUGAUACCCUUUAAUUCUAUUCGGGUCACCAGAAAUUAUCACUCACUUUCACGCUCAGGGGUGCCUAAAGCUGAGGAGAUAAACUUAUUUGUUAUUUGUUUGGUUUUCGGUACAUGCAUUAACUAUCUGUAUGUAGAUUUUUCUAUGUACAGAUAAUUUCUACAUUUUGUAAAUAGCUGUUAAUGCUAUUCUCAAUAAUGAUUGUCAUAGAACCUGGCAUAGUUGUUUUGGCCCCCCAAAUGCCCCAGGAGUGAAGAGUCAGUUCUCCCGCAGAAACGCCUUCAUAUGAUCGCGCGUAUACAACCGCUGUCAGGGAAGUUCUACUCACUGCUUUCUCGCUACAUUACAGUUGUUUAGAAGAUUGAGAGGACGAGAAGCAAAUCUCCAGCGCUUUAACCGGGUUGGUGGAUCCGGUGAACUCACCUAGGGGAGUUGGAAAAUUCUGAUUCUAAAUCAGUGGUGAGGGAACAAAUGGAGUAUGAACCUAGUGUUGAUGACCGGCUACCAUGGGACUGCAUCUCCUCACGUUGCUCCACUUCCUUGUGGACUAGACCUUCGUAGAGUGACCACCUACUUUAGUUUGGAUAACCGUGCAGUAUGCCAGCCUUCAUACAAAUCGAGUGGUUUAUUUGGUGCCACCUUUACCAAUGUUUAAGUGCUUAAAUAAAUAAAUGAAAUAGGCUUUCUCUUUACCAAUAUGGUAAGGUUAUAGGUUGGUUGUUAUUUCAAGUCAAUGUCGUUUUUACGGAAAAGCUAUGAAAGUUUUUUUGUUCCUUUCGAAUGAUAUAGAAAUCUUUCCACUUUUUCAUCAACGAUCACUGCAUUAUACAUAGAAAAUAUUUCCAAUUUGACUUUCACUCUGACUUAUCGUGAUGUUGGUUGAACUAAUGUCAAAGUAACUAACUUGAGGAUUUCUCGGAAACGUUUUGUCAAUCUAUUACAUCGAUGACUGACCUGUUAUUUAUUUUUAAGUUUUGUGCAUUUAUCUAAACUAGUUCUUGUGAUCGAAGAUCACAACUGUAAAACUGUUGUUGGUGCUUAUUUUCUGCUGACCAAAUAAAUAAAUUUGGUUAAGUAAGUUAUCGUGUAUAAUAUCUUUGUGUUGUUCUAUCUCAACCCUGAUGCAUAAAAUACGUACUUACUAUUUGCUCGUCAAACCAACAUAGUGGUCACUCACUAGCGUUCUCUACAAUAAUAGGUUUGUCAUUUGCUUGUUUUAUGCUAAUUAACAUAAUUCUGCAUUUUAAUUUGCAAAUACGAAUUUAUAAUUAUGGAAUACUUAUAACUAACCAAUCAAAUUUUCUUUAAUGUUUAUUUGUGCCGUAACAAUUUCGUUAUAGUUUUAUUAACAUUUUCUUGUCUCAGUUUCACAGAUUCAUAUCUGUAUAUCACUUGUGUCAUGAUGAAAAUAACACAAGCAUCACUAAUUGUUAUAUACUUAAUUCAUUUACUCUUUACUGAAAGCCUACUGCGAACUGAACAACCAGAAGGUUAUCGCAUAGAACGGGUUGGAUUACAUGGAAGAAGAGUCAACUUUACAUGGUACAGGAAUGUAACAAUCCAGAGCUGGGUUCAGGCAGCUGACAAGUGCUCUUUCUUAAAUAGCCUGCUUCCUAAAGUUACUGACAUGCGUUAUUUCUACAAAACAUUACAGUCGGAUGAUGUUAUUUCACCAAUAAGUAAAACGUCUGAGAAUAAAACUCACAGCGGUGUCGUCUUUUACCUUGGAGAUGUUCUAGAAGCUACAAUGGACUAUCCUAAUAUCGAAAGUGGCGAAAGAAUGUGUCUGACAAUUGAAAAAGUUCCGGGAUCUCAGUUACAUCUAGCCGAAUCAUCUGCAGUGAAAAGUUGCUUAACUCAUGCUAACCUACUUGUAUGUAAAUCCGAAGUGGACAGUAGUAGCGUGACAAAUUACGAUGAUGAUUCGUACCCACAUAUGUGUAAUUUUGCGGACGAUAAAUGGUUUGGUCCAUUGCCAAAAUGGAUUCUUGAUUUAAAGCAAAAAGCUGAAUUCAGACAAGAUCAUAUAUGCCUAACAAAACUUUUAUUCUGUAUUACAGCAGUAUGUUCUGGGCUAAUCGUCGUCCUUUUCCUUACAAGUACAAUAAUUUUGGCUGUUCGGUACAAAUGCCUAGUUCUAAAAAUGAAAAGAAAACAGACUGGAACGGAUGGAACCAACGUCUGGGCACAAAAUUCAGAAAUAUCACAAUGUCUUUUAGGUGAAACAGAUGGAAGAUUAGAUAUUCUAGCUGAUUCAGCGUUUCGUCGUGAUCCUAGUGGUUUCACAAAAGGAAGUUAUAAAGAAGCACUAGUCAAUAGCGGAUAUCAAAGAAUUUCAAAUGGACGAAUUAAAGGCCUCCAUACGUCGGGUAAACCUCGAUCUGGAAGAAUAACAUGUUAG
Messenger RNA from Schistosoma haematobium, 3585 nucleotides. RefSeq lists its product as uncharacterized. Lineage: Eukaryota; Metazoa; Platyhelminthes; Trematoda; Strigeidida; Schistosomatidae. The transcript is spliced from 3 exons. Bases 2584 to 3585 code for a protein of 333 amino acids. The record is from RefSeq and is a predicted model, not a curated record.